This is a messenger RNA of Pedinophyceae sp. YPF-701, 270 nucleotides long. The record is from the annotation of a GenBank genome assembly. Lineage: Eukaryota; Viridiplantae; Chlorophyta; Pedinophyceae.
AUGUGGUGGGGCGCGAAGGGCAAGGACGGCGGGGACGCUCCGGACGACCCGGAGCGCUUUUGGGAGGAGGACCGCGGGGACCCGGGGGACCCGACGGAGCGCAUGCCGGUGGAGACCGUCCUGGUGCUGGCCCUCGCGGCGCUCGCGUCGAUCUGGUUCGCGAAGUUUGUGUUCAGCGCAACAUGGAUCGCGCUCUCCAUCAUCAACGCGGGCCUCAAGUACUCCUUCCUCGCAGUCAUGUUCCUCCUCGCCAUCGGCAUCUUCCUCUAG